Messenger RNA from Hibiscus syriacus, 1496 nucleotides. RefSeq names its product peptidyl-prolyl cis-trans isomerase CYP40-like. The coding region runs from base 223 to 1311 and encodes 362 amino acids. Gene Ontology annotation, biological process: protein peptidyl-prolyl isomerization. The transcript is spliced from 9 exons. Gene Ontology annotation, molecular function: peptidyl-prolyl cis-trans isomerase activity; protein binding. NCBI's taxonomy places the organism in Eukaryota, Viridiplantae, Streptophyta, Magnoliopsida, Malvales, Malvaceae. The record is from RefSeq and is a predicted model, not a curated record.
CUUCUCCCUUGACCUAAAGCAAAAAACCAAGGUCGAAAGAGAAUAUCUACCCUAAAUAGCCUGAAAACUCGGGGUCUUGUCAUUGUCACUCUUAAGUAACGCAGCCCCCAAUCCAACCAUCCGUCGGUUCCAGUCCUCAAAUCCAAGUCCCUUUGCUUUACCUAUCCUUGUUUUUGGUUUCUUUCUUUUGGUUGGAGCAUAGAGUUUUAGAGAGGGGUAAAAAUGGUGAACCCAAGGUGUUAUUUGGACAUAAGUAUAGGAGGAGAAGUAGAAGGAAGGCUAGUAGUGGAGUUAUACAAGGAUGUUGUGCCCAAAACUGCUGAAAAUUUCAGGGCUUUGUGUACUGGUGAGAAAGGCAUUGGACCCAACACUGCUGCUCCCCUGCAUUAUAAGGGUGUUCGAUUUCACCAAGUUAUCAGGGGUUUUAUGAUACAAGGUGGGGAUAUAUCAGCUGGUGAUGGAACUGGUGGAGAAUCCAUUUAUGGCUUGAAAUUCGAGGAUGAGAACUUUGAGUUAAAACAUGAACGGAAAGGAAUGUUAUCAAUGGCUAACACGGGGCCUAACACCAAUGGAUCUCAAUUCUUUAUCACUACUAAUCGAACCACUUGUCUAGAUGGAAAGAAUGUGGUUUUUGGGAAGAUUAUCAAAGGAAUGGGUGUUCUUCGUUCUAUUGACCAUGUUGCUACCGAGGAUGGUACUAAUUACCCCACUCAAGAGGUUAUAAUUGCUGAUUGUGGAGAAAUUCCUGAAGGGGCAGAUGACGGCAUAUCUAACUUCUUUAAGGAUGGUGAUGUUUAUCCUGAUUGGCCAGCUGACCUUGACAAAAAACCAGAUGAGUUUUCUUGGUGGAUGGAGGCAGUAGACUCUAUCAAAGCUUUCGGAAAUGAGCAAUUCAAGAAACAAGAUUAUAAGAUAGCUCUUAGAAAAUAUUGUAAGGCUUUGCGUUACUCUGAUGUUUGCUGGGAGCUGAAGGGCAUUGAUGGAGGGAGAUGCUCGGCUUUGCGGAAGACCAAGUCUCAGAUAUAUACGAAUUGUUCUGCCUGCAAGUUGAAACUUGGUGACUUAAAAGGGGCAUUGUUGGAUGCGGACUUUGCAAUUCGUGACGGUGAAGAUAAUGUGAAAGCUUUCUUUCGGCAAGGCCAGGCAUAUAUGGCACUUAAGGACAUAGAUGCUGCAGUUGAGAGCUUUAAAAAGGCAUUGGACUUGGACCCAAAUAAUGGUGGAAUAAAGAAAGAGUUUGCAGCAGCAAGGAAGAAGAUUGCUGAUCGAAGAGACCGAGAGAAACAGGCAUACUCUAGAAUGUUUCAAUAGAUCUUUUGCAAAAACUAUAUAGAGUUUUUUCUGUUUAUAGUUUGUUUGGCUUGAGGGAAAAAUCAGGCUUCGGCUUCAGCCAAAACUUUCCAGAUCUCUGUUAAGUUGGAAUUUGGGUAGUUACUUUCCUACUCUUCAUUUUUAGUGAAACAGAUUGACAUUUUAUUCCUACUAGAACCUUUAUU